AAUUACAAUAAAAAAAUCACUCCCAAACCUUUCAAAAUUUCCCGCCAGAAAACGAAUAAAUGAGAAUCGCAGAAAUAUCGACGCCGGAGCUCCGUCAAUCCGCAUGCGAUCCGGAACCGCCUUCUCACCACCAACACAAUCACCUCCUCUCUCAAAUCGAAUUCCAAAUCAAACAAACUGAGACUCACCCACCUGCGACUCCACUACACGACUCGCUCCCUUCCGAUCUCCGCCAACUCUUAACCCACCUGACUCAAUUCGCUCCUUUCCCCACCACCAACAACUCUCUCAAACUCCAACUUUGGAAACUCAGCUACCGUCUCUGGAACGCCUGUGUCGAUCUCUCGAACGCCGCCUCCAUCCACUCUCCGUCCUCCAAUUACGCUCCUCAAAAUGUCGCUAAGCUCCGCCACGUGGCAGCCGAUAUGCUUGCCCUCGCCGUAGAUGUCAUCGGAAUCCCUUCUCCGGUGAUCAAAUCUUCUUCGUUCUAUUACAAGACCGGUCUCGUAUGGCACGAUCUUAAGAUAUUCGAUCUGGCUUCUACAUGCUUCGAGAGAGCCACGGAUCUCAUCUCGAAGCUCGAUAUAAGGAAAAUAUCGGACGCGGGAGAGAGGAAACUUCUUUUAGAUCUGAAUCUCGCGAGAUCUCGCACUGCGUGGGAGAUUUCAGAUAAAAAUCUGGCGAUAACGCUACUGAACCGGUCGAAAACUCUCCUUUUCGGUUCUCCGGUUCAUUUCAAAGCUCUGGCGAACCAGUUCUUAGCUUUCGCUAAAACUGUUCUAUCGAAAAACGAAAACAACGGUAUCUUCAACGAAGCGUUGAAGUUUAUGAACGAAGCCUUGGAUUUAUGCGAGAAAGGAUUGUCUAUUGCACGAGCACGAGAAGCAACAGCGGAGAUCAAGGAAUUGAAAUUCAAAACGCUGCGUUUCAUUGCAGCCAUCCAUCUUCAAAACGGAGAAUUCGAAAGCGUGAUCAAGUGCGUUAAAGUUUUAAGAGAUAACGGUGGUGAGAGUGGCGAUCACCACGCUUCGUUGCCUGUUUUGGCAAUGAAGGCGUGGCUUGGUUUAGGGAGGUAUAGUGAGGCGGAGAAGGAGUUGAAGGGAAUGGUUCUAAAUAAAGGGAUUCCUGAGGGCGUUUGGGUCUCUGCAGUGGAAACUUAUUUUCAGGCUGCUGGAAAUGCGGGGUUGGAAACGGCGAAGGGGGUAUUUUUGGGGUUGUUGGGACGAUGUCAUCUUAGUGCACGCGCUGCUGUAAGGGUGGUUCACAGGGUAGUGGGUGACGGUGGUGGAAUUGAGGAGUCAAGGAUUAGAGCGAAGAUGGCGGCGGAGCUGGCGGCGGAUGAGAGAGUGAUUGCGUUGUUUGCUUGUGAAUCUGUGGCGAAAGAGAGGACAGCCAUGCAUGCUGUUCUUUGGAAUUGUGGUUCAGAUAAUUUCAGAUUGAAAGAUUAUGAAACAAGUGCUGAGAUGUUUGAGAAAUCUAUGCUUUAUAUACCACAUGAUAUAGAGAAUAGAGUUCUUCGAGCCAAGGGCUAUAGAGUUUUGUGUCUUUGCUACCUUGGUCUUACUCAACUUGAUCGAGCUCAAGAAUAUGUCAACGAGGCUGAAAAGCUUGAUCCAAACAUCAUAUGUGCUUUCCUUAAGUUCAAAAUCUGUUUGCAAAAGAAUGACCAUGAUGGUGCUAUCAGUCAGAUACAAACAAUGAUAACCUGUCUUGAUUUCACUCCAGACUUUCUGUCUCUCUCAGCCCAUGAAGCUGUUGCUUCCCGUGCUCUUCCUGUUGCGGCUUCUGCUCUUUCCAACUUGCUUAACUUUUAUACCUCAGGGAAAACAAUGCCAAUAGCGGAAGUUAUAGUGCUACGCACAUUGGUCACAAUUCUCUCUCAGGACCUCGGUAAAGAGGCUGAAGUCCUCAAAUUCUUGAAAAAAGCACACAACAGAGCUUCUGAGCUUGGAGCUGACUGUUUUUUUGGGAAGGGGGAGGUUGGAAGACGAGAAAAGAAUUGGUUUGCUGUAACUUCAUGGAAUUUUGGAACAAAGUGUGGGAAGGAAAAGAACUAUGAAUUAUGUGCUGAAUUUCUUAGAGUGGUUUCUGGAUUUUAUAGUUUUAUGGUUGAUGGACAAGUGGAAGAAAACAAUGUCAUGAUUUGCAGAUCAUUGAUACUGACUGUGUCUGCUAUGAUAGCUUCAGAGAACCAAAAAAUGACUCCAUUGCCCGAGGCUGAAGUAAAACAUGCCGUUGAGCUGCUAGAGAGUGCUGGGAAGAUCCUGACUUCGCUCUCUGUGGGAACCCAGCUAACUGAUGAUAAAGUCACUACCAUUGAUGCUGAUCUCUUUUUCAUGUAUGUGCUCAAUGCCUAUAAUAUGCAUGGAAGACUGAACAAUUUAGAGUCCCAACAACAUCUUGUGAAGAGCUUUGCGGGCACAAAGGCUUGCAGUCCUCAAUACCUUCUCCAAAUCGGCCUGAAUGCCUCAGAGGGUCCAAGGUUCAAUGCUGACGUGGCAAUCUUUGCUCUUAAUGAGUGCCUCUCACGCAUUCUUUCUUCCCCCUCUCCAGACUACCAAGAUGUGGCUCUUAUUGUCCGAAGGCUGAUUGCAGUUGUUAGUAUUCACAGGGGUGAUUCGGAUGAUGAUGCAGUGCUUAGUAUGUACAAGCAAGCAUAUCGAAUAAUGGUUGGGUUGAAGGAAGGGGAAUAUCCAACAGAAGAGGGCAAAUGGCUUGCAAUGACUGCAUGGAAUCGGGCAGCCUUACCCGUAAGGAUGGGACAGAUUGAUAUGGCAAAGAAGUGGAUGAAUGCUGGGUUGGAACUUGCUAGGAAGGUUGUUGGGAUGGAGACUUAUCAGGCAUGCAUGGAGGAUUACAUUGCUGGAUUUGAAAAGAAAUUUCAUAUGCAGAUUGCCGGUGAAAUCCGGCCUCAAUAGUGCCGUAGCAUGUGUACUAACAAUCAUAGAAACUAACUACCUCUCCAGCUGAACAUAAAUGGGUUUUUCCUGUUCCCAUGACUAUGAAUUAUUUUUUUUUGUACCACUUUGUUGUCUCCAAUAG
Molecule: messenger RNA, 3042 nt
Organism: Durio zibethinus
Lineage: Eukaryota; Viridiplantae; Streptophyta; Magnoliopsida; Malvales; Malvaceae
Gene: ATSPO22
Product: Tetratricopeptide repeat (TPR)-like superfamily protein
Biological process (GO): regulation of synaptonemal complex assembly; meiotic cell cycle
Molecular function (GO): protein binding
Source: RefSeq, a predicted model, not a curated record